AUGUGUAUAACUUUAAUUGACCCAGUAGAACUGAAGUCAAGUCUGAUUCAUCAUUUACCAAAGUUCAAGGGACUUCCGGGUGAAGAUCCAAACCGUCAUCUUCAAAAAUUCCAGCACAAGAUGACAAGUCUUAGGCAAGGUACCGAAGACAGUGAUACGGCAAUGCUGCAAGCUUUUCCGUUCUCUUUAAUAGAUAUGGCGGAAGAAUGGAUGUAUUAUCUUCCCCCAGGGAUUAUUACAACAUGGACUGAAAUGAAAAAGCUAUUUCUGGAGAAAUAUUUUCCUGCUUCCAAGGCGGUCGCUGUUCGCAAGGAGAUUAGUGGCAUUCUGCAGAUUACCGAAGAGUCCCUUCAUGAAUAUUGGGAGAGGUACAAAAAGUUGUUGAGGAAUUUGAUUGAUGCAGCUGCUAGUGGCUCACUUACUGAAAAGACAAUCUCGCAGGAAACAAGCUUGAUUGAGAGCAUGGCUUCGAACGCUCAAAAAUUUUACACCAGAAACAACUCAAGUGUCAGAAGAGUUAGCGAGAUAGGAGAGUCUACACAAUCAGAGCAACAGAUAAGAAACAUCGAAAAGGUAAUGCAAAGAAUGGCAUCAAUUAUUAUUCCUACUUAUGAAGAAGAGUCUGAACAGGUGAAUGUUAUGUUCCCAAAUCAGAUGCCAGGGUAUAAUCCAUACUCUAGUACCUAUAAUCCAGGUUGGAAAGAUCACCCGAACUUCAGCUACGCAAAUAAGCAAGCUGCAGCUCCUAAUCCAUAUGCUCGGCAAGGUGGCUUUCAACAACCACAAUUCCAACCUCAGCCGCAAGCGCAACCUCAGAAUCAAGAUUCUAAGAUCGAUACUCUGAUUUCCAUGUUCCAACAAGGUCAACAGAAAGCUGAUCAACAUAUGCAGAAGACCAACUCCGCCAUUAAAGAUCUGCAUACUCAUAUGGGGCAAAUGGCAACUGAGAUUAAUCAACUGAAGGCGCAAGCAUCAACAAAGCUGCCAUCACAAACUUUUGUGAAUCCAAGAGAGAAUGUUAAUGCAGUACUUUUGAGGAGCGGAAAGCAGACAUAA
Messenger RNA from Papaver somniferum (opium poppy), 1056 nucleotides. RefSeq lists its product as uncharacterized. The record is from RefSeq and is a predicted model, not a curated record. The coding region runs from base 1 to 1056 and encodes 351 amino acids. The transcript is spliced from 2 exons. Lineage: Eukaryota; Viridiplantae; Streptophyta; Magnoliopsida; Ranunculales; Papaveraceae.